Penicillium oxalicum is the source of this 240-nucleotide messenger RNA. RefSeq lists its product as uncharacterized. The record is from RefSeq and is a predicted model, not a curated record. The transcript has a single exon. Bases 1 to 240 code for a protein of 79 amino acids. NCBI's taxonomy places the organism in Eukaryota, Fungi, Ascomycota, Eurotiomycetes, Eurotiales, Aspergillaceae.
AUGAAGACGGGGCUCCAGGACGAACGAGGAACCGAGGGAAUUAAAGUGCAACUUUAUAAAGAGGAUGAUCAACUGUUUCUCCGCUUUGCCGUUGCCGUUGACCUCGGGAGUUUGGUUUUCUUGGACUGGAUUUUCUUCCGGUCCGAGAGCCGCUUCUCCGCCUCAAAGCGCAGUGAGAUCAAAACAACUUUCUGGGGCAACAUGAGCGGUCCUGCACGUCGGAUUCUUUGGACCAUCUGA